AGCUGGCAGGAGUGAAGCCUGAUAUUACAGACCGCUGCUCCAAACCAGAUGCUGAGGAACUUAAACCAAAGGCUAAAUCCAGACGAAAGAAGGAGACUUGUAGUGUGUACUCUAAAGGUGAAAAGAAAUAUACCUUUAUUUCAGUGUAAAGUGUUAGUGGUAGUAUCAGACUGAAGGAUCUUAUAAUGGCCAAGCAAAAUGGAAGGGGACGUUGAUUUUUACAAACAUUUUGCAUGGUUAAAAAAGGUCAACGUGCACAGCGCAUGCAACGGUGAGACCUACCAGGAGCGACUGUCUCGUCUAGAAGGAGAUAAAGAGUCACUUGUGUUACAGGUCAGUGUUUUGACGGAUCAGGUGGAGGCUCAGGGAGCGAAGAUAAGAGACCUGGAGAAUUCUCUUGGGGAAUAUCAGCACAAGCUGAACUCCACUGAGGAGAUGCUUCAACAGGAGUUUUUCAGCAGAAGUUCUCUAGAGUCACAGAAGCUGGGGUUGAUGGAGGAAGUGUCCUGUCUGAAACUGAAGCUGGGGGACAUGGAGGACAAACACAUCAACUGUGCCGAGAGACAACAUAAAGCUGAGAGUGUAGUGAAUCUGAUUAGUGAGCUCCAGGAGCAGAUGUGUAGGAUUCGUCAGGAGAUCUCAAGUAAAAACCCAGAGAAGCCAGCAGAGAUGAUCCCAGAGGAGGGCUAUGGCAGUGAGCCAGCACAAGCUUCUCAGACUGAACCAAAGCCGACGAACUUGCUCCAAGAGCUCAAAAUUCUCAAGCAUCGAGUUGAGGAGCUGGAGCAGGAAAAAACCCAUUACGAACAGAAGCUCAAGGUGACACAGGCAGAGAUUAUGACUUUACAGCAGCUAUUGAACUGCAAAAACUCUGAAAUAGAGAAUCUACAGGCUCAGCUGCUCUCCAGAGCUCCAGUAUCUGUGGACAGUGCUGAAAGAGAGGAGAUUUACAGAAGGAGACUCAACACCAAACAUCAAGAGUUACAAAGGUUAAAGACAGGAAUGGAAUCACUUAUUGCUGCCAAUGAUGAAAAGGAUCGUCAGAUUGAAGAGCUUACUCUCCUCCUCAGUCAGUUCAAACAGAUGAAUGAAAUCAUGACUUUAGUUCAAGGUACAGAAGACAAAUCUAUUCAAAUCAGAAGUGAGGAUGAAAAGCAGAACGGGGCUGUGAAAAUGAAGACGUUAAUACAAAAAGCUCAUCCUGAGCUGACCUUCAGCAGCUCAACUCCUCUACUAUUUUCUUCAGUUUCUUCCCAGAAAGAUGCAAACUCCAGGUCUAAUAGUAUAGAAGACUUUAAUGGCAGUUCAACUCCAAAGACUGGACAAGCUGAUAACAAACAUCAGACGCUCCCAGCUGUGACUCUCCCAGAGAAGAGAGAGGGUGAGACGAGUGACACAUCAGGCAAAAAGUCUCCAGAGAAUAAGGAUGAAGACAUCAACAUUAAAACAAUGAAGGACACAACCAAUUCUGAUCUUUCUUCAGUAUCGUCUGGGGCUGAAUCAGGCCAGCAGUCUCCUGUCUCACAGGAAAAUGUCAAAAACACCAGCAUACGCAAAUUGUGGGGAAAGAUGAAGAGGACAGGUGUGCUGUCAGAUGACUUGGAGCCCACACAGUUUAAGAGAGGGGGGUUCAGGGCUACAGCUGGACCUCGGCUAAUACGAACACCUGAUUCUGGACGCUCAUCUCGUUCACAAACACCCUUCUGUAAGUGGACAACAGAGCAAGUGUGUGGCUGGAUGGAGGAGUGUGGUUUGGGUCAGUAUGUCAGUUUGGCCCGCCAGUGGGUGGAUAGUGGACAAACCCUCCUCUCUGCAACUCCACAGGAACUUGAGAAGGAGAUUUGUAUUAAACAUCCUCUGCACAGAAAGAAAUUGCAACUAGCUCUCAGAGCAUUCAGUAACAAGACAAUGGAGAAAUCUUCCGAACUGGAUCAUAUCUGGGUUACACGUUGGCUUGAUGACAUUGGUUUACCACAGUACAAAGAUCAGUUUUAUGAAAGUAAGGUUGAUGGGCGCAUGCUACAGUACCUAACAGUGAAUGACCUCUUGUUUCUGAAAGUCACCAGUCAGCUUCAUCAUCUGAGCAUUAAAUGUGCAAUCCAUGUCCUUCAUGUUAACAAGUUUAACCCAAACUGCUUGAGACGGAGGCCAGGAGAUGAGUUCAAGACGUCUCCUUCUGAGGUGGUGCAGUGGUCCAACCACCGUGUGAUGGAGUGGUUGAGGUCGGUGGAUCUGGCUGAAUAUGCUCCAAACCUGAGAGGCAGUGGUGUUCAUGGAGGCCUAAUUAUCCUAGAACCUCGUUUUCAUUCAGAGACCCUGGCGUUGUUGCUUAACAUCCCUCCACAGAAAACUCUCCUGAGACGACACCUGGCCACCAAUUUCUACACACUGGUUGGGCUCCAGGCACAGCAGGAGAAACGAGAGUUUGCCAAUGCCAGUGGCCAUGCUCCCCUUACCACCACUGCGAAAGUCAGGCCAAAGAAGCUUGGUUUUACUCACUUCAGACAGUUGAGAAAGCUCAAGAUGGAUGAAUCAGCAGAUUAUAUAUGCCCCAUGGAUACAGGGACCUCACCAGUGCUAAAUGGAACACCAAAGAAACAUUAUGCAAGCUUCAGGGGGAUCAGCCCCAUCCUAGCCAGAGAAUCAGACAGACUGGAGCAGGUUGGGUCUAAGGGCUGAUUCAUUGCUUCUUUAGUUCAGCCUCUCUUAGCCAAGUAAUACCACGCUUAACUCCAUCAAAUGUCAGCAAAAGAGUAACUUCAAUCUGCUGCUUGAGAAACAUCAGAAUUAAUUAUGCAAUCAGUCAUAGCAUUAUUCUGGAUGAGAUGGGCUAUAAUCUCAGCAAAAAUAAUAGAUACAUAUUAUUAUUAUUAUUAUUAUUAUUAUUAUUAUUAUUUGUUUUUGUUUAGUGCCAAUGCUAAAAUUUGUUCUUGAAUGCUUAAUUUUUGAGUUCUUUUUUAUAUAAUAAAUGUCCAAUAAAAAGCUUUUUUCUUUAA
Danio rerio (zebrafish) is the source of this 2996-nucleotide messenger RNA. The record is from RefSeq and is a predicted model, not a curated record. Lineage: Eukaryota; Metazoa; Chordata; Actinopteri; Cypriniformes; Danionidae.